CACGCGUUCAAGCCGGUUACAAGUUUUAUCCAGUUCCAGUUGAGGCCAGUUGCUAACAGUCGCCAGUCCGCCGUCACACACGUAUCAUUGUUUUUGUUGUAUUAGUGUAUUACAAUCGUUUCAAACAAUACAACUUCAGUUUUAAAAAAAAUUCCUACAAAUUUUAAUAAUAAACUUUCUUUUUCUACAUUAUUUUAUAUCAAUAUACAAAAAAAAAUACAUACACAAUAUUGCAUUUAACAGAAAUAUUUUUAUUGAAUAUUAUUCAUUGGUGAUCAUCUGCGAGUGAAUUGUUUACAUAUAUAAAAGAUAUAAUUCAAAUAAUUAAAGAAGAGUAAUUUUUGUGAAAAAUAAACCAAACAAUAUUAAUAUUUAUCAUAUAUAUUUGAAUAUUUUUACGCUGUCAAGUAUCUUCAUUAGAAAGUUAAAGAAAGUAAGCAAAACGAUUGGGAAUAUUUACUCGGAUUUGAACUUUUCGGACCUUAAUUUUUAAAUUACAACUCUUUCACUGCAACCUCAUCUGGCAUUAUGUCUGUCACCGAGUGGGAUUAUUCCAUCCAUAAUGGACCCAGCACUUGGGGGGAAAAAUUUCCCAUGGCAGCAGGAUCAAGACAGAGUCCUGUAAAUAUUGUAACAAAUCUUGUUGCAUGUGAUCAUCAGGCUCUUAUUGACAAACCUUUAACAUGGAAAUAUGAAUCCACAUCUUCCAAGGUUUUAGGUAAUCCAGGAUACUGUUGGAAAGUCGAUUGUGAUGGAGAAGGCUCUCUCCUCACUGGCGGUCCUUUGAAGAACGAUGUAUAUAAACUUGAACAGUAUCAUUGCCAUUGGGGUUGCAGCGAUUCAAGAGGAUCGGAACAUACAGUCGAUGGACAAGCAUUUGCUGGCGAGCUUCAUUUGGUGCAUUGGAACGUAAGCAAAUACAAUAGUUUUAUGGAAGCGGCAAACGCAUCUGAUGGUCUUGCUGUUUUAGGAGUAUUUCUCAAGGUUGGAGAAGAACAUGAGGAGAUGAAUAAAAUAGUGCAUCUACUUUCAAAUGUAAUUCAUAAAGACGAAAGUGUCGAAAUCACUGAUCCAAUCGAUCCAAACAAACUUCUUCCUGUUCGGGGUGGACGUGCCGGUAUACAAAGAUGCACAAAUCCGUGUAUGCGUUGGGCUGAUCGAAUUAUUCGUCCCGAUUAUAACAAAUCGGACUCUAAAGAUAAUAAUGGAUAUUGGACAUAUUUGGGUUCAUUAACAACACCACCUUGUAGCGAAAGUGUAACUUGGAUUCUUUUUAAAAAAUACAUUGAAGUUUCUCACGAACAGUUGGUCAUUUUUCGAGGUUUAAGAAAUUUUCCACGUGGUGCAGAAUGUCCAUGUCAUGAUAAUCAUGGAGUGGUAGUUAACAACUUUCGACCACCUCAACCAGUUUCAGGACGCAUUUUACGUGAUUGUGGCAGUUUUUAAAAAUUUUCUUCUAUACUCGAUUAAAGAAAAUAAUAAUAAAACAAAAACAUUUUUUUGUCAAUAAGAUAAUAAUUAUUAGAAAAAAAAGGGUUGGUGGAGGAAUAGACUUUAUAUGCAUUGAAACACUCCAAUUAAUUGAAAAUUUCUAAAUUUCAUAUCUAAAAUUAUCGUAUUUAUUUCCUCACAAAAAAAAACAUUGCACGAUUUUUCAAAUUAAAACAUAUUCUCUGAAAGUUGAGAAAAAAAAA
This is a messenger RNA of Leptopilina boulardi, 1694 nucleotides long. It is a transcript of the gene CAH1, whose product is annotated as carbonic anhydrase 13. The record is from RefSeq and is a predicted model, not a curated record. Bases 529 to 1446 code for a protein of 305 amino acids. Gene Ontology annotation, molecular function: carbonate dehydratase activity; zinc ion binding. Gene Ontology annotation, cellular component: cytoplasm. Lineage: Eukaryota; Metazoa; Arthropoda; Insecta; Hymenoptera; Figitidae. The transcript has 8 exons.